AUCUGUGCGCGCCGGCGAAGCCUGCCGCACUGAGCUACGAUGAGCUUAUUACGAAGCUCACAACACACUUGUGCCCAAAACUAUCAGAAAUCGGUGAACGAUUUCGUUUUUACAAACGAGGACAGCAUGUUGGGGAAAGUGUUGCUGCAUACAUUGCUGAACUACGUAGAUUAGCAAUACAUUGUAAUUUUGGCACUACACUUACUACAACGCUUAGAGACAUUUUCGUCUGUGGGUUACGCCAAGAGAACAUACAGAAACUUUUGUUGGCUGUUCAUGAUCUUACAUUAGAUGAUGCGAUUAAAAUUGCGGUUGCUAUGGAAACAGCAGGACGUGAUGCUACCGAGUUGCAGCAAACGCGAGCACAGAAGAGUGAAGGUAAUGUGAAUAAACUUUUUACCAAAACAAAUAAACAAAUAAAGAAAUUUCAAGGACAGAAACAGACUAAGUCAGCCUGUUGUUACAGAUGCGUUAGUACAUCGCAUAAGGCGGACCGCUGUCACCAUGCUAAGACAGUAUGUAAUUACUGUGCAAAAGAAGGACAUCUUGAAAAAGUGUGUAUGAAAAAGAAGAGAGAAAUGUCAUCUAAAUCUGCCACUACUACUAACAAGAAAAAGUACAAUAUGUCCAAGAGGAAGAUGAUUAUGAACCAAUGUUCCACGUUAAUCACAAGACAAAGGGUAGUCCGAUUAUAGUGAAUGCUACCGUAAAUGGAAAGUUAAUCCCGAUGGAGCUGGAUACAGGCUCAUCAGUUUCUCUCAUACCAGAAACGACCUACAAGAAAAUAUUUAACUCUAUGCCACCAUUACAACAAACCACGAUUCGUUUGAAAACGUAUUCUGGUGAGAAGAUCAUACCCCUUGGCAUGCUGACUGUACCGGUGUGUGUUAACAACCAUAAAGGAAAUGCCGAAUUGCUGGUUGUGCCACAAGAUGGCCCUGCAUUGUUUGGCCGAGAUUGGCUAAAGAAUUUCCCAUUGAACUGGCAAGAAAUUAAGGUCCUACAAGAGACAAAGACCAGUGGUCUGGAUGAAAUUCUGGACAAACACAAAUCCAUUUUUAAGGAUGAAUUAGGCAAACUGGAAAAGCUAAAGGCUAGUAUUUACAUCACCGAAAAUUGUCAACCAAAAUUUCACAAGCCAAGGAAUGUCCCAUAUGCAAUGAGAGACAAGGUGGAGAAAGAGCUAGACCGACUACAGAAGGAGGGAAUUAUAAGCUCUGUGAAACACAGUGAUUGGGCAUCACCAAUUGUACCAGUACAGAAGAAAUCUGGUCAAGUGCGAAUUUGCGGUGAUUAUAAGGCCACAAUUAAUCCUGUUAUGAAAGUGGAACAGUACCCCUUACCAAGAAUUGAGGACAUUUUUGCAUCCCUGUCGGGUGGUCAGAAAUUUACAAAGAUCCACCUCAAACAGGCAUAUCUACAGAUGGAAGUAGAUGAUGCGUCCAAGGAGCUUCUAACUAUUAACACUCAUAAAGGGUUAUUUAGGUAUAACCGCCUACCAUUUGGGGUGGCAUCGGCCCCCGCCAUUUGGCAAAGAGCAAUGGACCAGGUACUACAGAACAUUCCGUUCACAUCAUGCAUCCUCGAUGACAUGAUCAUCAGCGGUAGGUCAACCGAGGAACACUUAAACAACUUGGACACAGUCCUAGAGAGGUUGAAUACAUACAACCUGAGAGUGAACCGUGAGAAAUGCGAAUUCUUCGAAGAUAGCGUUACCUAUUGUGGGCACAUCAUAAAUUUAGAGGGUUUGCAGAAAUCACCAGACAAGAUUAGUGCUGUUCUUAAUGCCCCCAAACCAGAAAAUACGCAGCAACUUCGUUAAUUUUUGGGUCUCAUUAACUAUUAUCGACGGUUUCUUCCGAACUUAUCUUCAGUUGUGGCACCCAUGAAUGAACUACUACAAGGAGAGAAAGUCUGGAAAUGGACAAAAGCAUGUGAUGAAGCCUUCAGUACAGUGAAAGAACUUGUAACUUCAGACCAAGUUUUGUGCCACUACAACCCUGAACUGCCAGUGAAGCUUGCUUGUGAUGCAUCCCCAUACGAAUUAGGAAGUGCACUUUCCCAUGUCAUGCUUGACGGUACGGAACGACCAAUUGCAUUCGCUUCACGAUCCUUAACGAAAGCUGAGAAAGAUACGCUCAGAUUGACAAGGAAGCACUGGGUCUGUAUUGGGGAAUGCAGAAAUUUCACAGUUACCUACAUGGUCGUCGUUUCACUUUGAUCACCGACCACAAACCUCUGGUCAGUAUACUUCACCCCCAUAAAUCUAUACCUGCGAUGACUGCUGCUAGACAACAGAGAUAUGCACUUUACCUUUCGGGUCAUACUUACGACAUUGAGUAUCGCAAUACACACGCCCAUGGAAACGCUGACUGUCUUAGUAGAUUACCUAUGCCUACAGCUAAAGUUGAUUACAUUGACGAAGCGUCAUUAUUCUAUACAUUGCAGAUUGAGCGAUUACCCAUAUCGAGCACCCAGAUACGGAAGGAGACACAACGUGAUCCAGUAUUGUCACAUGUGUUGAAAGGAACUAACAAGCUUCCAAACGACGAGAUUUUCAAGCUUUUUCAUAGCCGUCUUACUGAGCUCACCUGUCACCAAGGCUGCAUCAUGUGAGGAAAUCGCGUACUCAUUCCAGAAAAACUUCGUACCGCCAUACUCGACGAGUUACACAAUGGGAAUAUUGGUAUCGUUAAGAUGAAGAGUUUAGCGCGCUCCUACGUAUGGUGGCCUAACGUUGACAUCGAAAUCGAACACGGUUGUAAGGCAUGCAUUAGUUGUCAGCAAACCAGUAAAAUGCCGAAAGCUGCUCCAGUACAUCCUUGGGAGUGGACAUCUACCCCAUGGGAUCGCUUACAUGUAGAUUUUGCUGGACCAUUCAUGAACUGUAUGUUCUUGAUCGUCGUCGACGCCCAUUCAAAAUGGCCGGAAGUCUUUCCGAUGAAGUCAACGACAGCAUUGCGGACGAUUGAAAAGCUACGUAUUCUUUUCAGUCAAUGCGGAAUUCCACGACAAUUAGUCACCGACAAUGAAUCGCAGUUUACCUCUGAGGAAUUCCAA
Anneissia japonica is the source of this 3060-nucleotide messenger RNA. RefSeq lists its product as uncharacterized. The transcript has 2 exons. The record is from RefSeq and is a predicted model, not a curated record. The coding region runs from base 653 to 1822 and encodes 389 amino acids. NCBI's taxonomy places the organism in Eukaryota, Metazoa, Echinodermata, Crinoidea, Comatulida, Comatulidae.